CGUUUGGAUAACUGUCACAAACCAGUGAGCCUGCUUCAGACGUAAACACCUCUUGAUUUCCUACUUAGCCUCACUUUACUUAUCUUGAAAGUACUACGUUUCCUGAAAGAAUGAGCAGAAAAUUGAGUGCUGUGUUACUUACGCUGGUCGCACUAUGCGCACUUCUGAAGUCAGGUGUGGGUGAAAGAUGCGAGGACACAGAUCCGGACUGUUGGCAAUAUGCGGACAUAUGUGAGGAGCCCUUCGUUAAAGAUUUUGUAAGCAACAGCUGUCAAGAGACAUGUGGUUAUUGCACAGGAGCGCCUGACGAAGGGACGGACGCCAAUGAUUUGUGUUCCGACAACGACCCGGAUUGCUCAAGCAAUCCAUAUAUCUGUAAGAUGAAGUCAUACAGAGCAUAUGCCGAGAAAAACUGUAGAAAAACUUGCCAGCUUUGUGGACCAUUAGCAUAAUUUCUGGAGAGCAACACCUAGCUUGAGUGAUACGCUCAUUGAGCGCGUACGCCAACUCCGACCAAGAGAGAAUUCUGCUAUUGAGGCCGCCUUUUCUCUUCCUUGUUAUUGGUGCUUUAUUUUAUUAACACCAUCCUACAAACGUAACCCUUUACACUCUGCAGGAUUCAAACAAAACCAUGAGAAUUUAUUGGAAUUGUGUAGUUAUUUUGCGAAAAAUAAACUUUUCUCUACUAAACAUA
Anneissia japonica is the source of this 694-nucleotide messenger RNA. RefSeq lists its product as uncharacterized. The record is from RefSeq and is a predicted model, not a curated record. Lineage: Eukaryota; Metazoa; Echinodermata; Crinoidea; Comatulida; Comatulidae. The transcript has 4 exons. The coding region runs from base 111 to 452 and encodes 113 amino acids.